AUGGCGAAUCGACGAGCACAGUCCCUGAAAUCGACGCUGCUCUGCCUCCUCGCGUUCGCGGCGUUCAUCCACAGCCGGGUCGCCGUCGUCGGACAAGACAUGAAGUGCGAGCCGUCAUGCAUCGCGCCACCGCCUCCCUCCCUGCCGCCGCCGUUGCCGCCGCUCUACCCUCCGCCGCCGUUGCCGCCGCUCUACUCGCCACCGCCGUUGCCGCCGUUGCCGCCGCUCUACCCGCCGCCGCCGUUUCCGCCGCUCUACCCGCCGCCGCCGUUGCCGCCGCUCUGUCCCCCGCCACCUUCCUCCUCGCGGCCGCCGUUGCUGCCGUUCUAUCCGCCGCCCCCGUCGCCGUGUGACUACUGCUACAAGCUGCCGCCGCCUCUGCCGCCCUCUUGCUUAUACUGCCAGACGCCAGAGAACAUGUACCCCGACGGCGAAGAAGAGGAUUACCUGGAGUCGGCCGCUGGCCGGAGCCACGGCGGCCGGAGGUGGGCGGGGGCCGCGGCGGCCGGUGGAUUGCUGAUGCUGAUGGUGUCGGUUUAG
Molecule: messenger RNA, 540 nt
Organism: Zingiber officinale
Lineage: Eukaryota; Viridiplantae; Streptophyta; Magnoliopsida; Zingiberales; Zingiberaceae
Product: leucine-rich repeat extensin-like protein 3
Exons: 1
Coding region: 1-540 (179 amino acids)
Source: RefSeq, a predicted model, not a curated record